AUGGGGCGCGCCAGCGGCGGCGGCGGCCCCGCCCAGAGAACAAGCGCUACCAAUGGGCGCGCGGAGGCGGGACUUCCGCUGUCCCGCGGAGGGCGGGGGGAGCGAACUGUUGUGGUGCGGAGCGUUGGGCGGGCGGCGGGCGGCGGCCGGACGGCCCAGGGGCUGCCGCGGGACUCGGGGCGCAGCCGAGCGGCUGCAGGGCGGUUCUGGGCCCCCGGCCGAAGGCGCCUCCGGGUGACCCCCGGCGGGGCCCUGCGAGCCGCAAGAGCCGACCCCGGGGCCUCGAGCGGGGAGGCAGGGGCUUUCCGGAGACGCGGGGCCCGGGGCCGAAGGAGCCGGAGCGCGGCGGAGCGGAGCCGGGCCUCCCGGGCGCGGGGCAGGGCAGCGCUUCGGCUGGAGACGGACUCGGGGACCCUCAGGUGCGGGGGCCUCAGCGAGCUGCCCCCGGGGGCGCGCGGCCGCGGACCCCCCGCCGCCCCCGCCGCCGCCCCGGGCUACGGCCAGAGCUGCUGCCUCAUCGAGGACGGCGAGCGUUGCGUCCGGCCCGCGGGCAACGCCUCCUUCAGCAAGCGAGUCCAGAAGAGCAUCUCGCAGAAGAAACUCAAGCUGGACAUCGACAAGAGCGUAAGGCACCUGUAUAUCUGCGAUUUCCACAAAAAUUUCAUCCAGAGUGUACGAAAUAAAAGGAAGAGGAAGACGAGUGACGAUGGUGGAGAUUCUCCUGAGCACGACGCUGACAUUCCUGAGGUUGAUCUGUUCCAGCUGCAGGUGAACACUCUACGACGUUAUAAACGACACUACAAAUUGCAGACCAGACCAGGCUUCAAUAAGGCCCAGUUAGCAGAAACUGUCAGCCGACACUUCAGGAACAUACCUGUGAAUGAAAAAGAGACCCUGGCCUACUUUAUCUACAUGGUGAAGAGUAACAAGAGUAGACUGGACCAGAAAGCAGAGGGUGGCAAGCAGCUGGAGUGAGGGUGAAGCACAUCUUCAAGGAACGAAGUAUAAUGCUUAGUGCACAGGUGAUAUCUGCUCCAUUUAAGCCCAUAAAGACUGUUAAAUUUAUUGUAAAUAAAAAAGUUUGAAUGAUGAA
Messenger RNA from Ceratotherium simum simum (southern white rhinoceros), 1093 nucleotides. The record is from RefSeq and is a predicted model, not a curated record. Lineage: Eukaryota; Metazoa; Chordata; Mammalia; Perissodactyla; Rhinocerotidae.